Juglans regia (Persian walnut) is the source of this 2152-nucleotide messenger RNA. Its product is annotated as probable polyamine oxidase 5. The coding region runs from base 259 to 1911 and encodes 550 amino acids. Gene Ontology annotation, molecular function: polyamine oxidase activity. The transcript has a single exon. Lineage: Eukaryota; Viridiplantae; Streptophyta; Magnoliopsida; Fagales; Juglandaceae. The record is from RefSeq and is a predicted model, not a curated record.
GAGAGAGAGAUCUUGGGUAUGAGAUAUAUGCUGUAUUGAUGGUAGACUCGAGAAAAGUAGAGCCCUGUCUUUAUUAGACAAAUAAAAAAAGUAAACCUAGUAAUGUCUCAGGAAGCCUCUCACCACAAAAUCCCUUAUAAAUUUCUCAUUCAGUAGCUCAAUCUCACCUUACAGUUCUUUCUUGACUCUCGGUUCUCUCUUUUUCUGCCAUAUAUUUCUCUGUAUUUUGUGCUAGUGAAACUUCGUAGACAAGCAACAAUGGUGUCCAAGAAGCCAAGAAUUGUUAUAAUUGGAGCAGGAAUGGCUGGACUUACAGCUGCAAAUAAGCUCUACACUACCACUGGCUUUAAAGACAUGUUUGAGCUGUGUGUUGUGGAAGGUGGGAGAAGAAUUGGUGGCAGAAUUAACACUUCUGAGUUUGGUGGUGACCGGAUUGAGAUGGGCGCAACUUGGAUCCAUGGCAUUGGAGGCAGCCCACUUCACCAAAUUGCUCGAGAAAUCCAUGCACUAGAGUCUGAGCAGCCAUGGGAAUGCAUGGAUGGGUGCUCUGAAGAGCCUACCACCAUUGCUGAGGGCGGGUUUGAGCUAAAUCCCUCUAUUGUCCAGCCUGUGACAACCCUCUUCAAAAACCUGAUGGAUUAUGCUCAGGGGAAGAUGAUUGAAGACAGUGAAGGAUUUGAUUACUCUAACCUUGCAGCCAAGGUUUUCAAGAUUUGUACAAACAAUGGUGGGCAAGAAAAGCUGAGUGUCGCUUCUUUUCUACGACAAGGCCUAAAUGCUUAUUGGGUUUCUAAAAAGGACCAGGGAGAGCUCAAAGGGUAUGGUAACUGGAGCAGAAGGCUGCUUGAAGAAGCAAUAUUUGGAAUUCAUGAGAACAUCGAGAGGACUUACACAUCGGCUGGUAAUCUUUUAACUUUAGAUUAUAGUGCAGAAAGCGAAUAUCGUAUGUUUCCUGGUGAAGAAAUCACCAUUGCCAAAGGCUACUUGAACAUUAUCGAAUCUCUAGCUUCUGUUCUACCACCCGGUUUAGUCAAAUUAGGCCGAAAGGUCACCAGAAUUGAAUGGCAGCCCGAAGGCCAUGAAUCAUCAGACAAGCAAAAUGGUCAUGCUGCUAGGCCCGUGAAGCUGCAGUUCAAUGAUGGCUCGAAUAUGUUGGCUGAUCAUGUUAUUGUCACGGUUUCAUUGGGAGUACUUAAAGCCGGAAUUCGUGAAGAUUCAGGUAUGUUCAACCCUCCCCUGCCUCCAUUUAAGUCUGAGGCCAUAUCAAGGCUCGGUUAUGGUGUUGUCAACAAGUUGUUUCUGCAAGUGGAGUGCCAUGAUUUGAGCAAGUUUCCAUUUCUCCAAAUGGUUUUCCAUCGUCCCGACUCGGAAUUCCGGCAUAAAAAGAUACCCUGGUGGAUGAGGAGGACAGCUAAUCUGUGCCCAAUUUACAGCAAUUCGAGUGUCCUGCUAUCUUGGUUUGCAGGGCAAGAAGCAUUAGAGCUUGAAUCACUUCAAGAUGAACAGAUCAUUGAUGGGGUUUCAGCAACACUUUCUAGCUUUCUAUCACAACCCUACAAGCAAGUGAACUCAAACUCCCAUGAACUAUGCAAUGGGAAUGGGAAAUCUGUGGAAAACAUCCAUGGAAAUGAAGUGAAAGUCACAAAGAUAUUGAGAAGCCGAUGGGGUACUGAUCCUUUAUUCUUGGGAUCUUAUAGUUAUGUUGCGGUUGGGUCAAGUGGCGAUGAUUUGGAUAAGAUGGCUGAGCCAUUGCCAAAACAAAGCAGUGCUGCUUCCCCUCCACCACUUCAAAUUCUGUUUGCAGGAGAGGCAACGCAUAGAACCCACUAUUCUACAACUCAUGGAGCUUACUUAAGUGGUCUUAGGGAGGCCAAUAGGCUUCUUCAACAUUAUCACUGUGUUGGGGUUUAGGUUUAGGAAAAUUAGUAGUUUAUCUUCUUCUUCUUCUUUUCUUUAAUGAACAUUUGUUUCUAUAAUAUUACUCUCAAUUUCAUCUAAAGCAUCCAUCUGUUUCUUUAAAGCGUUUAAGAGUGGGAAGAAAAGAAAGAAUGUUUAUGAAGGAAGAAAGAGAGAGAGAGAGAGAGAGAGAGAGGAGGGAUUAUAUUUAGAUGUAUUGCAAGAAUUAAAGAACUUCCUUGCAUUUUUAUUUUUA